Messenger RNA from Lodderomyces elongisporus, 684 nucleotides. RefSeq lists its product as uncharacterized. The record is from RefSeq and is a predicted model, not a curated record. NCBI's taxonomy places the organism in Eukaryota, Fungi, Ascomycota, Pichiomycetes, Serinales, Debaryomycetaceae. The transcript has a single exon. The coding region runs from base 1 to 684 and encodes 227 amino acids.
AUGCAACCACUCACUUUUGAUAAAAAGCUUACAUAUUUUUUCAAUGUGGUUAGUGCUACAUUGUGGUUUUGCUGUUUUGCUCGGUUCUUGAUUUUACUUCCGUUGGUAGGGCGCCGUUUCUUACCUGGUGGCAUUGCGGAUUUUUUCCAUGUUUGCUCCCUUUUCCCAUUGAUUGGAGCAGUAUUGUUGAUUGUGCUAGGCCAUAAAAGUGUUUCAUCAUCAAUUUGGUCAAUUACCGGUGGUCUUAAAAUGGCUUGGAUCUGUUAUGGUGUGAUUUUUCCUCACCCAAAGAUUGCCAAACAUACGACUUAUUCAAUAUUAAUCACAGCAUGGUGUACCCAAUAUCUUACUCAUUUCACUUAUUAUGCAUUCAGAGUCAGGAUGAGAUACUCACCAGCAUUAUUGCGCUGGUUUGAGUUUAACAAUUUCUACCUCACUUUCCCAUUGCAAACGGCGGCAGAAAUGCUGAUGCUUUUCUUGAGCUUGGCGUUUGUUGAAGAAGGCUCCUAUUACGAAGGGGUACUCAAGGCUGCGUUCAUUAGCUAUAUCCCAGUGGCAUAUUUUACAUGGGGUCACCUUAAAAGAAGAAGAAUAGCACACACGACGGUGAGAGCAACAUCGACUCAAUCAGAUGAUUUAAGUAUACCACCAGUAACUAGCGAGCAACUGGUAAACCAACAGUGA